This is a messenger RNA of Canariomyces notabilis, 2901 nucleotides long. RefSeq lists its product as uncharacterized. The record is from RefSeq and is a predicted model, not a curated record. Gene Ontology annotation, cellular component: chromatin; nucleus. Gene Ontology annotation, biological process: regulation of DNA-templated transcription; chromatin remodeling. The coding region runs from base 1 to 2901 and encodes 966 amino acids. The transcript has 2 exons. Lineage: Eukaryota; Fungi; Ascomycota; Sordariomycetes; Sordariales; Chaetomiaceae.
AUGACCACCCAGCAAUCGGAAGGCGCGCUUCUCAACGAGAUGCUCCUCCAUCCCACACUGCCAUUAGAGAAGGACAGCCGAAAUGGCACCUUGGAGGUGAAUGGCCACACUUCUCCUCACCCCGAAAGCGAUUCUGAGCGCCCAUUGAAGCCCAGCGCCGACACACCUGAUGCUGCCGUUAGCGACAAAAUCAUCCAAAACCAAGAUGCUUUUUCCGCAAACAAAGCUCUGACGGACGAAGCAAAAGACGGCAAUCAGUUGACGGAUAAGAGCGCCAACUUGGCGCAAGACCCCGCCGGUGAUCCGACGUUGGAAAUGGAAGUUGUGGUUGGGCCAGCGGAUACCGACAUGCCUGAUGCGCCCGUUGAUUCAGAGCCAGACAAGAAAGCAGCGGAGCAGACAACGCCGAAGUUGCAGCCCCAAACGGAGUCCGAAGUUCAACCGAAAGACGAGCACGAGUCGCCUGUCCAAACAUCCGACCAGAUUGCGCCAGCGAAUGAAACUGAGCAGGAACCGGCGGCCGACUCUUCCUUCCACAACCCCGACUCUUCAUUCCGCGGCGACAAGAAAGACGUGGAAAUGCAGGACGCGCAGGAGCGCGCCGAACCUUCGGCUACCGCAGAUGCCGCAGACAGCACCCAGCAGACGGUACUGAACGAUGUUCCUGCCACCCCGUCCGGGGAUGCAAUAAACUCCACCAUUGACGCAUUGCCGGGCACGAUCGCCUCGCCUACACUUACUCCUCCUGCGCCUGCCACUGCUGCUACGAGCAUGUCGGGGGACGCCCAACCGUCUGCCAAGGUUUCACGUGAGCGAGAUACUGAUAGUGAGGACGAACCGGUCGCGAAGCGGACGAAGGUCGGACACACAGAAGAUGAGGUGGAGGUUAAGACUGGCCCGUCUCAGGACCGCAUGAAUGUGGACCAGGAGGCUGGAACGGGCUUGGCAUCCCUGUAUCACGACAACGGAGAGCCGAAGCUUCUCAACGACGAAACACUCAACAACAACCCGAUGACGGAGUGGCAGAACAAGCAAAUCCGACAGGUACUUGCAGGGGUCAAAAAGACGAAAGCAGGAGCAAAUUUCCGAUUGCCUGUCGAACAACUCUGGCCGGGCCUGUGGCAAGAGUAUUCGGCGAGGGUUGCCAACCCAAUCGAUAUUUCCUCAAUGGAGAAGCGAUUACGUGGCGACGAACCUGGGUACGCGACCCUUGGUGAUUUCAAGCGCGAUCUCGACCUCCUUGUGCAGAACUCGAUUACUUUCAAUGGCGAGGUUCACGAGGUGACAAGUUCUGCGAAAGCGUGCCGGGAAGCCAUCAUCACCAGAAUGGGAAUGUACCCAGCGGUUGAGCCUGCCAAGCCGGAAAAGAAGGAGUCUGUCAAACAGCACACGACUCGGCAUGUCGAGCCUCGGUCGGCCGCGACACCCACUGCCUCGGCGGUGCCUCGUCGGCCCUCAAAGGGCGCCGCCUCCAGCCCGCCCCAGAAGCUGGCUGUGGAAUCCCCCGCGUUUGCCAUACCGGCGAACAACAAUGGAGUGCCGCUGAUUCGGCGGGACUCUAGCAAACCUGACAGCCGCGCGAAGCGGCCAGUGAAGCCCGUGCACCCCAAGGACCUGGUCUACGAUACCAAGCGGAAGAAGAAGUUGCCUCUUGAGCUUCGCUUCUGCGAUGAGGUGCUCACCGAGCUCAGGAAGCAGAAGCACUACGACAUCAAUGCUGCUUUCACGCAACCGGUCGAUCCCGUCGCUCUGAACAUUCCGUCAUAUCAUAAGGUGAUAAAAAAGCCGAUGGACCUCCAGACGAUGGCCAACAAGAUGAGCGCGGGCGAGUACACGAAUGUCAAGGAGUUUGAGAAAGAUUUUGAUCUCAUCAUAAAGAACUGCAGGACCUUCAACGGCGAAGACCACAUCGUCUACGACCAGGCAUUGAAGCUACAGAACCUGUUUCGGGCUGAGAUGGCAAAGAAGGAUGAGUGGAUGGCGAAGCACGCCCCAGCUGCCCAAACCGCGGCUAGCCCGCAUUUGAAGGAGGAAUCGGACGAUGAGGACGCUGAUUCGGACGCUGAGCCUGAGCAGGAUGAAGAGCGCAAGGCGUUGCAGCACCGCUUGGCUACGAUCCAAAAGCGGCUCGGGGAGGAGCAGAAGAAGAUUAAUGACAUGGUCCUCUCCGGAACAGCAGAGGUUGCCGACGUCGAGAUUGCGCAAUCAGUAGUCGCCAUGCUUCAGGUGCAGCUCAUGCAGGAGAGAGCCAAGUUGACGGCUCUACCAGCUAAGAAGCCCGGGAAAUCAAAGUCCUCCAAGUCUAAGAAAUCUGGUGGCGGCGCAGCCAAUGCUGGAAAGAAAGCUUCUGUUGCUGGUGCCGCGGGAGCUCCUAAGAAGAGCAGUACUAAGAAGGCUGCUCCUAAAAGGACGAUAGGUCCGCUGGAGAAGGAGAUGAUCGCCGAGAAACUGAGCGAUCUUAACUCACCCCAUCUUGAGAGGGCCAUUGAUAUUAUCAAGAAGGACACUGGCGCGGGUGAGAACGACUCUGGCGAGUUGGAGCUAGAUAUCGAGAUUCUCUCGGAGGAUGCUCUCGUCAAGCUCUACGACAUUGUCGCCAAGGCCUUCCCUAAGCUCCGCGCCGAGAAGGAGAAGGCACUUGCGGCUCUUAACCCUCCAUCGUCUGACCCACCGGCUGCAAAGUCCAGUACCACAUCCAAAUCGAAGAAGAACAAACCGAUGAGCAAGCUUGAGCAGGAACGACGGAUCCAGCAGCUGAACGAGCUGAGAGCUCAGGCCGGCCCCGGUCGCCAAGGCUCCGGCAGCCAGGAGCCAAUGGAGUCCAUCGAGGGCAACGGCAACGACGCCGCCACGCAGCCUGAGCAUGAGAGCGAGGACGAGGUGAGCUCUGAAGAAGAAUAG